AUGGCUGACCUGGAUAAACCCGCCGUUGUUAUCGACCAGGGGGCCUCGGGCAUCCGUGCGGGUAGGUCGCAGGGAGGCUGUGAGUCGUGGCACAGCGUUUUCCAAGCCCUGGGAGUGGGUGCAGAGGGCAGGAGGUUGCUCAUCUGCGAGCCCUUUGGCACCAGCGCUCAUCAGCGGAAGGAGCGCUUGGAGUUGGCCUUUGAAGAGCACCGCGUCUCUGCAGUCUUCAUGCAGCUCCAGCCUGUGCUCACGCUCUACGCGCUGGGCCUGCUGACUGGACUGGUUCUGGACUGCGGCGAGAUGGGGUGCCGGGCGGCCCCUGUGAUAGACGGGUAUGUCCUGCCGCAUGCCUUCAAGAGCCAGGCGGUGGGGGGCCGCCACGUGGCAGCCCGCCUGCUGGACCUGCUGCGAAGGCGGGGGUAUGCACUUAGCCGAGACACUUCCCUGGCAGCCGUCACAGCAGCCAAGGAGAAGCUGUGCUACCUCGCUGUCGACAGGGAGGCCGAGGCAAAGCUGGCCCGGGAGACUACGGUGGGCGUGACCACCUACACGCUGCCAGACGGGCACCGGCUGCGGCUGGGUGCUGAGCGCUUCAUGGCCCCGGAGGUCCUGUUUGAUCCGCAGGUCAUGGGCCUGGAGGCGCCUGGACUGGCCCAGCUGGCUCACGAUGCCAUACAGGCUGCUGACAUCGAUUGUCGGAGGGCUCUGUACCAGCGAAUGGUGCUCGCUGGCGGCGGCUCGCUCUUCCCCGGCUGCUCGGCCAGGCUGGCCAAGGAUGUCAGGACGUUGCAUGCCAGCCUGGCGGGCGUGACAUCCGCAGAAGCCGGGUCAAAGAAGAUGAAGAUCAACGUCGAUGCCGUGCCACGACGGAAACACCUGGUCUUCAUGGGCGCUGCUGCCCUGGCAGACAUCAUGCAGGACCAGGGGGACGCAUGGGUGUCGGCACGGGAGUGGGCAGAGGAUCCCACAAGAGCAGCUGCUCGCUGCGGCUCUAAUUGA
Molecule: messenger RNA, 999 nt
Organism: Auxenochlorella protothecoides
Lineage: Eukaryota; Viridiplantae; Chlorophyta; Trebouxiophyceae; Chlorellales; Chlorellaceae
Product: Actin-related protein 2
Exons: 7
Coding region: 1-999 (332 amino acids)
Biological process (GO): Arp2/3 complex-mediated actin nucleation
Cellular component (GO): Arp2/3 protein complex; actin cortical patch
Molecular function (GO): actin filament binding
Source: RefSeq, a predicted model, not a curated record